Molecule: messenger RNA, 1599 nt
Organism: Penicillium malachiteum
Lineage: Eukaryota; Fungi; Ascomycota; Eurotiomycetes; Eurotiales; Aspergillaceae
Product: MFS transporter
Exons: 7
Coding region: 1-1599 (532 amino acids)
Biological process (GO): transmembrane transport
Molecular function (GO): transmembrane transporter activity
Source: RefSeq, a predicted model, not a curated record
AUGGACGAAAUCCAUGCAAAUGAGAAGUAUGUUCCGAGUCAGGAGCCACAAAAUGCCGACGAGAGUACUGGGAAAGUCCUCUCUCUCGAUGAUAAUGAGGUUGAACAGUUCUAUGGUUCGUCAACCACUCAAGCGUACCGACUCAAAUCUGAGUUGAUUGGGAAAUGCAUGGAGGAGAUUGGGAUGGGAAAGUUUCAAUGGAAGCUCUUCGUGGUCACCGGAUUUGGAUGGAUGGUGGACAACUUCGCAUCUCAAGGCAUAAGCAGUGUACAGCCUCCCAUUGAGCAAGAGUUCUCAGAUAUCACUAAGAUCAGCUAUAGCUCUGUUGCAUACUAUGUAGGUCUGAUCAUAGGUGCAUCAUUCUGGGGUCUGUCGAGUGACCUUAUCGGUCGAAAACCAGCAUUCAACUGCACACUUCUCAUUGGAGGAAUCUUCCUAUGUGCUACUGCUGGCGCUAUGAACUUCAUCGCUUUUAGUGCGUUCUGGGCUGUCAUAGGUACUGCUGCUGGUGGAAAUGUACCAGUUGACUCUAUGAUUUUCUUGGAAUUCGUCCCUGGAAGCCACCAAUAUCUCCUCACUGCCCUUUCAGCUUGGUGGAACCUGGGACAGUUGAUUGUCUCGUUGGUAGCCUGGGUAUUCCUUGCGAAUUUCAGUUGUCCAACUGAUGCGACACCUGCGACAUGUCCUCGCCAUGAAAACAUGGGAUGGCGAUACACAAUGAUCACCCUCGGAGGUCUUGCACUUGCGUUCACUUUCAUCCGCGUUUUCCUCUUCAAGCUGCCUGAGACUCCACGAUACCUUUUAUCUCAAGGACGAGACCAGGAUGCCGUGGAUGCAGUGAAUUACGUCGCAAGACAAAAUGGUAAAGCCGAGCUACUAACAAUAGGCAUGCUGCGUGAAAUCGAUGCUCGAUUGGGCAUGACAGUUAACGAAGACGAAACACGAACGAAGCUUUCCGUGAAAGAGAUUAUAUCCGAGAACAUGGAGGCUUUCAGAGGCGAGCAUUACAGAGCUUUAUUCGCUACACGCAAGCUUGCCAGACAAACUAUCAUCAUUUGGGCUAUCUGGUUGACUGUUGGCAUUGCAUAUCCACUCUACUUCAAUUUCCUUCCAUCCUACCUAGCGACGAAGUUUACAUCGCUUUCCUCAUUGUACAUUACAUACCGUGACUACUGUAUUGAGUCAGCGGUCGGUAUCGUGGGUCCCUUGUCUGCAGCAGUAUCUGUCAACACCCGUCUUGGUCGACGAUGGAUGAUGGGGAUUUCGGCUGUGGUUACAGCAGUAUUCCUCUUUGCAUAUGUGGGAGUGAACAACCAAACCUCGAGCCUAGCAUUCUCGUGUAUCACCAUUCUCCUAGCAAACUUUGAGUAUGCAAUCAUGUAUGCGUUUACUCCGGAGUCAUUCCCCGCGCCUCAUCGUGGGACAGGAGUAGGAACAGCUGCGGCAUUGCUGCGCUUUGGAGGUCUUGUGGCUAGUUUGAUCUCGUCACAGACUGGAUUCACGAGUGCACCUAUCUAUGUCAGUGCUGCUUUGUGGGUCGUUGUGGGUAUCUACUGUCUGGGACUGCCAUUUGAGACACACGGUCAUGGUGCUUUGUGA